AUGAUCUCCAAUUCCGGCCACCACGCCGGAGAUAGUCUCGGUAACACUGCUUCCGCCGUUAGUCCGGUGAUCUCUGUUAGCUUAGCCACCACGUCCCUCAUUUCCGGCCUCUGUUUCAAACACUGCAUAACCACUUCCCACAACUUCUCCAGGACAUUCUCGUCGAAGCGUCUCAGGGUCGGAUCCACAAGUUCUCUCGCCGGAUUGGUUUCGUGGAGCGGAGAAUCGGGAUCCGGGAUCUUGCCGGUUAAAAUCUCGUGCAGGAUGGCGCCAAAGCUGAAGACGUAG
Messenger RNA from Microthlaspi erraticum, 288 nucleotides. Lineage: Eukaryota; Viridiplantae; Streptophyta; Magnoliopsida; Brassicales; Brassicaceae. The record is from the annotation of a GenBank genome assembly.